This is a messenger RNA of Acanthoscelides obtectus, 2212 nucleotides long. The record is from the annotation of a GenBank genome assembly. Lineage: Eukaryota; Metazoa; Arthropoda; Insecta; Coleoptera; Chrysomelidae.
CAUUGAUCCGUCAAGCUUCAGGUCAGUCUCCUGUCGCUGUGGUCAAAAUUAGUUUGUCAAAAUAACAAAUUCCAGCAAUCAUGUAUCAUAUUAUUUUCGGGCAGUUAAUAAAUUCAGUGUGUGCCAAAAAAGGAAGAGUGUUAGUCAGCAACCAAAUAAAGAAGUAUUUAAGUCUUGAUAGGCCUAACUAUUCACAAAAAUUAGUCAAACACUUGUUCCUACCACAAUCAGCUGACAUCCAGAAGAAAUGCUACAAUUAUGCCAAAAAACUGUUGAGCACGAACCGUUUGAAUCAUCAGCGGGAAGGUAAAUCCUCCAAGGUUCAUGGUGGAGACGCGCCUGGUCGUCAUCAGUUCCCCAAAGAAGUGGAGGAUGCUUGUAAUGGUCAGGCUAUGGACGAAUUUUCAGCAGCGUUUACGUAUUUGUCUAUGUCCUGUUAUUUUGGUCGAUCCCACGUAGCUCUACCUGGUUGUCAAGGCUAUUUCAUGGACAUGUUUGAAGAAGAGUUAAAGCAUGCAGUCAUAUUUACAAAUUAUAUUUUACUCCGAGGUGGCCAAGUGAAGCUUUGUUGUGUCCAGGUAUCUGAGGAGCACGACUGGAUGUCUGUGAAGAAUGCUUUUAAUGCUGCGCUGGAUUUAGAAAAAAGCGUCAAGGAGAAAUUAAUGGUGGUAUAUCAAAAGGCAGAAAAACAUCAUGAUCUUCAGCUGGUGGACAUGAUUUCGACACAAUUUAUGGAGGAACAGGUACAAUUCUCUUGGUUUUUGAAGUUGUUCAACGAAUCCAUCAAACAAUUGGCGAGAUUGGUGACUAAAGCACAGAUGACUGAUACCAAAGUUGGAGAACAUCUGUUCGAUCAAAUGAUGCAUUCAACGUUUGUUAAAAAAUCAAACAUGAUGUAUAAAAAAUCCAUUGAAGGUGAUCCCGAGGCCAAGGAUAUAAAUAAACGACAGUGAAAAAGUUUGUUGUUAUUGUUAUGAACUAAAUAUUUGAAGAAUACGGGGUGUGACAAUUAUGUUCCGAAGACUUAGCAACAACAUGGGAACUUGCAAUGCUGUGUCGUUUGUCAACAUCUUUCUAGAUAGGUGACGUUCCUUUUUAGUUUCAGUUCAAGGUUAAUGCGAUAGUAUGUUUGCUUUAUGUUCUGUAAAUAUUUAUCGAAAGUGAAAUUUAGACGGUGCGGAAAAAGAGAGUGGAUCACGUUACAAACAACAUUAAUCUUCGGCAAAUCUAUAAACCGGGAGUCUCAAAUUGAGCACUCAAAGUUGCGCAUGAAUGAAACUAAGAACAUGACACUUAGAAAGCUUCGCAAUUCCGAAUAUUACCUGAGAUAGACGAAGAAAAUUGAAGGACUUAAUCGGAUAAGCAUGCCAGCUAUGAAAAUAGUUUUAUUAUAAUACCCAACGUCGAUGUAUGACAUAUUAUACAUUUUUGGAAAUAUAAUUAAAAACUCUAUCAACCUAUGCAUAAAUACAAUGUGGCAUCUUUAAGAAAAAAUAAUGUUGAUGAUUGAGGACGAAAGAAAACAAUAUAUUGAAAUUUUAGUUAUGCCAUCUUGUAGAACAGAAAAAGUGGCAAUUUUAGCGUACCUUUGAUUUUAAAAUCACAUCUCAAAUAAAAGCGAUUUCUGAGAAAAUUCGAAAAUACUAGGAGUUGCGUAACCACUUUCUUAGUUACCUUCAUGCAUAAUUUUGCCCUCGUUUAACCGAUUCCGUAUCUCUUACCGUUUCCGAGAUCACAAUGCCGAGAGUCGAAUUUGAAACCGUCGGUAUAUAAAUAUAGAUAUGUAAAAUCUCUGUCCACUCUGUCAGAAUCUCGUCUGAACCACCUUACGGAAGACGUAAACAUUUUGGACAUUUACUAAUUGAUGCUCCAGCAAGGUUACAGGCAUGGUUUUUUCCGCGAACGCAUAUUCGACGAUGCAGUCAUCUGUCAUGGCAAGUACCAAAAUCUCCACUGUGAGGGUCAAGCCGGCAACAACGUGGCCAGCCAUCGCCUCUACAUGGGGUCAACUACUGCCUGAAAACCAGCAAUACGCGUUAGAUGGCAGUGUCGCAUUUUGCAUUGGUUUCCACAGAGUCGCAAAAUCUACUGCUUGUAAAACCCUAAAGCAGAAGGCUAGUAGGUAAAUAAAAAAAAAUGGCGCUGAACGAUAUGGUAUAUAUUUUUUCUAGUACAUGAGAUGAAGUGUAUAUAAUUGUAAGACCUUAUAUGU